AUGCUGCGCUAUGCGAGAAGACACGCAUCACGAACAAGGUGCCUCCUGCCACCAAGACUACCGUUGGGUGAGCCUCCGAAGCUCCUCUCGGUAGUGCCUGCUGUGCCUGCAGCCUCGAGCCGACACUUCAUAUCUGUCUCUCAACAGUUGCGGAAUGUGUUGGCCAGCGAGAGGAAGGGAACCGUGAGCCCCUUGGGCCUUUGCUUUCGAUGCCCCCAACCGCAGUCGCGUCGCUUUGCGGCCGAGCCGAAGCCACCGACCACGGCCGAGCCCUCGCGGGCCGUGGCCAAGGGCGCGCCGACGCUGCCGUCGCAGAUCUUGGUCUACGUGAAGAAGGGCCGCAAGAUGGUGAUGAAGUUGAGCUACCGGACCAUGGAAACCUUGCGCUGGUUUGGGCGCAAAGUCCUUGUCCUUUGCAAGGCCUUCGUCAAGAACCCCAAGAUCAUCAUCGAUUGGGGCGAAGAUCUGUAUGACAUCGCCAAGCACUUCAUCAAGUGGACGGUCACCGGCUUCAAGCUUUUGGGCGCCGACGUGCGCGCCGCCUACUUCCUCACGAAGCGCGUCUUCAAAGGCUAUCCCUUGUCUGUGCGGGAAAGAAGGCUUUUGGUCAGGACCACCAGCGAUUGCCUGAAGCUCAUCCCAUUCUCCUUCUUCCUUGUGGUCCCUUUCGCUGAGUUUGCGCUGCCCUUUUUCUUGCGCCUCUUUCCCAACAUGAUGCCUUCCACCUUCUUUGAGCAGAAGUAUGACAACGCCACCCUAGCACGAAAGCUCAAGGCCAAGCAGGAGAUGGCUGACUUCUGGCAACAGGUGGUGGCUCAACGUACCCAAGAGCUCUACGAGUCCGAUGAGUAUGCGGACAAGGCGGAAGAGCUGGUAGCCUUCCAAGAGAAGCUCACGGAAGGCAAAGAAUAUCCCACUCUGAAGGAGAUCCUCCGGUUUGCAAGCAUCUUCAAGGAUGAGAUGCACUUGGAAAAGAUGCCACUGGGAUUUGGGGACUGUGUGUCAGUCAACGCAGCAGCUGACGGCCUUGUCGCAAAUGCUGGGCCUUCCUACGUCCCCUCGGGCGAUGUGUUGAUCCAUUGCGGAGACCUAACGAACCGCGGCUCUGCGCCGGAGCUCCAAGAGGUCAAUGGCUGGUUGGAGGAGCUUCCUCAUCGCCACAAGCUGGUGAUCUGUGGCAACAUGGAUCAACGCCUGGAGUCGCAAGCUAACAAGGCGGCCCGGGCCAAGUUCCUCCCGGCGGCGACGUAUUUGGAGGACGAAGCGCUGGAGGUGGAGGGGCUGAAGAUCUACGCCUCGCCCUUCACGCCCAAGUUCUGUGGUGCCUUUCAGCUGGAGAAUGAGGCGGCCGCCGUGGCGAAGUGGUCGGAGAUUCCGGACCAACUCGACGUGUUGGUCACCCAUGGUCCGCCGUAUGGGAUUCUGGAUACCGUGAAGCGAGAUAUCCAUGCCGGUUGCCCGGAACUUCUGAAGAGAGUGCAGCAGGUUGCACCGCAGUUCCACUUCUUUGGACACAUUCAUGAAGAUGGUGGGAAGCAAGAGACCCAUGGGGAGACCACCUUUGUGAACGCUGCGCAGCACGUCAUGGUCUUCGAUGUGCCACCCAGUACCCAGCGAAACGAUCGAAACGCAUCUCCGAAACGGCUGAGGUCCAGGACCUUUUGGCAAGGACACCUUGAAGUGCAGCUGAGACAUCAUAUCACCAACCUUCGCCGGGAGGAUCGGGACCUCUUCUGGGAAGGCAUUGAAGGAUUGAAGGGCGAGGAACUGAUCGACGUCUGUCGACGCCGUGCCAUCCGAUUUCAUGGCGUCACGGAGGAGGAGAUGCGCGAAAGCUUGAACCGCUGGUUGAGGCUCUCUGCCAAUCAUCGACAGAUCCCCACCUCCAUGCUCCUCUGGGUCCAGUCCUUCUACCUGAGGGAUCGCACGGAGGACGAACAUGAGCAUUCCACUCGUACGGAAGACCUGAAGCUGAAGAUGAAGGAGCAGGAGACGGUUGAGAACCCCGAAGAUGCCUUCCUGAGCCUUGCGGAACGUCAGAAGGAAGCGGUCGACAAGAUGCAGCAGAAGUUGGAGGAGCUUCAGCGUGAGAUCGUGGAGGUCACUGAGCAACACCAGGACGUGCUGCAGGUCGCACCGUCGAACGACGCGACAGCGGCCGACGCGCCGGCGCCUCGCUGGCUUUCGGAGGCGUGCGCCAACUGUGGGCACGUGAUGGCAGCAGACUCCGCUGAUCUUGACUACGACGACCCGGAAGGGGAAAAGAGGCGGAUGUUGUACAUCUUGCGGAAAGUAGAGGAGGACUUGGACCUCUACAAGCAAGUGGUCCAGAAGCAGCGCUCUCUUUUGGACGGUCAGCUGAGGUUUUUACUCGCCAUGCGAGACACCACGCCGACGCAGUACAAGGAUGCCGAUGUGAUCCUAUUGGAUCAACGCGUGAGGCUUUUGGAGAUGAUCAGCUCCUUCCAGCAAAAUGCCGAGGAGAUCGAUCAGCUCUUCAACGACACAAUCUCCAAGGACGGAGAGACAGUGGUGUCUUCGAGCGUUUGGGAUGAUUAUGAUGACGUACCAGGCGAGGGACGACAAAAGCAAGAGAGGCCAUCUAGCGCAGCUCCUUGA
Molecule: messenger RNA, 2619 nt
Organism: Durusdinium trenchii
Lineage: Eukaryota; Dinophyceae; Suessiales; Symbiodiniaceae
Source: the annotation of a GenBank genome assembly